ACAUGACACAAGAAUUCAACCCCUGGAAUCUAGAGGAUUAACCAUACCAAAGUUCCUUUUUGACUUCUGCCCAUUUGAUGAAGUUCUAGGGAAAAGUAUCAGUUCCAAACCUCUCAUAGAUUUGAUUGGAGUAAUCAGUCAUAUUGGUCCAUAUGAUUUUGCGAGCCCAACAUCAGACAAAAAACUCAGGAGAAUUAAAAUUCAAAACCUAGAGGAACAGACUCAAGAUGUCCUACUCUGGGGACAAUAUGGAGAAUCAUUCAACGAAGAUGCAACACUCCAUAAAUCAAAGGAUGGAAUUGUAGUAGCCAUCUUUGCUGGCCUUACUGCAGGAAAAUUUUCAGCUAUAACAAAAGCAUCUUCAAGCUCUGCUACUGAAAUAUAUAUUGACCUGGACACACCUCAAGUUAGAGAGUUUCGCACUAGCUACAAAUGGGAACGUCCAACUCUUGAGCAACAACUCCCUAAGGUUAUACGUUUAACCCCGAUCCAAGCAGCAGGAAAAAUGUACACCUUAAGUGAGAUAUCAGCUAUGCCUAUUUCAGCCUUUCAGGGUGGAGCUACAUACAGUGCUACUGCGAAAAUAACUGCCAUACUGUCAUCAAUUAAAUGGUAUUACAUAGGAUGCCAUCGUUGUGAUAAAGGGUACAUCAACAAUUCUGAUUCACCAAGAUGUGCUUGCGAAGUUUCAUUCCGCAAACCAAUGUACAAACUCCCUGUCACGAUUACAGAUGAAUCAGGGAGUUUAGAUGCAGUAGCAUUUUCUUUUGUUGCUGAAGAUUUGGUAGAGCUUGAUGCAGCCCAAGCUUCCCAAAACAUGAAGAUAGACCCGGCUGAUCAUCCAACAACACUCAAUAAUGCCAUUGGUAAAACAAAAAUUUUUGCUAUAGGGAUGAAUACUGAUACAUCUUCUAAGUUCCCUAUCAGCUAUGUGCUUAAGAAGAGUUUCACAAUUGAGCCUACUAUGUCGGUCCCUAUGCUCACAGAUGGAGAGCCUUUGAAGAACAAAGAGGUACUACAGCUUCCACCACCUGCACCACAUACAGAUAACCCAAGCACAACUAUUCAUAAUACAGGAGCAUCAAGCAAAAGUACACCUCCUGAAAUAUCUUUGGCUGAUAAAACUCCAACUGAAAAAACCAGCUCAACUACAAAAAGAGCCAUUGAUUUCACUAAAGACUCCAUUGAGGAAACCAGAAGCAUACAGAGGGAAAGGCUGAUUUUCCUGAAGACUCCAUUGAGGGAACCAAAGGAGCUACAAACUGCAUUGCAUACCAAUCUGCCUGACCAAUCUACAUAAUAAAAUUGGUGAACACAUGCUGUCUGACCUACGGUGAUUUCACUAUGCGGAAGACUUAUUAUAUUUUCCUUCCAUAUGAAGACUUCAUUAUGUCAUAUGCAUAAGACCUGCUAUAUUUUAUUAGGGUCCCAUUCUGUUCUCCAUCUUGCAGCUAUAGCAUUAUCUCUACUACAAUUCUAUAAUAUCAGUACUCCUCGAUUACAAAAACAUAUAAGAGAUUUCCCAUAUUUUCA
This is a messenger RNA of Oryza sativa Japonica Group (Japanese rice), 1533 nucleotides long. Lineage: Eukaryota; Viridiplantae; Streptophyta; Magnoliopsida; Poales; Poaceae. The record is from RefSeq and is a predicted model, not a curated record.